Messenger RNA from Eruca vesicaria subsp. sativa (arugula), 666 nucleotides. NCBI's taxonomy places the organism in Eukaryota, Viridiplantae, Streptophyta, Magnoliopsida, Brassicales, Brassicaceae. The record is from the annotation of a GenBank genome assembly.
AUGGGAACUCCAGAGACUACACGAGAGCCAUGUCCCGACCGUAUCUUAGAUGACAUCGGCGGUGCGUUCGGCAUGGGUAUCACCGGAGGAUCCGUCUAUCACUUCAUCAGAGGAAUCGUCAACUCUCCCUCCGGCGCUCGUCUCUCCGGCGGCGCACAGUACGUACGUAUGAACGCUCCCCAAGUCGGAGGAGGCUUCGCCGUGUGGGGCGGUCUCUUCUCGACCUUGGACUGCGCCAUGGUGUACGCUAGACAGAAGGAAGAUCCGUGGAACUCAAUCUUCGCCGGCGCCGCCACCGGAGGCCUUUUAUCGCUUCGUCAAGGCUUCCGCGCCUCCGGUAGAGCGGCUCUUGCCGGAGGUGUGAUUUUAGCUCUCAUAGGAGGAGUCCAGAUCGCUGCGGACAAGUUAGCGAGUGCUGCGCAGCAUCAGCAGGCUAUGAUGGGUGAUGUGGCGGUGGCCUCGUUACCACCUGGUCAGGUUUUUGGACAGGCCGUGCCAGUGGCAGAGAGUUCUUCUGCUUCGGAGGUUGGUUCAGGUUCGGGAUCUUGGUUUGGAGGUUUGUUUGGGAAAGGGAAGAAGAAGGAGGCUGAGGGUGAGACAGGGAGCAAAACUCAGGUUCUUGAGAGCUUUGAUGCGCCUCCUGUCCCAACUUAUGAGUUUAACUAA